AUGGCAUUCAGUAAUUCCAACGUUACGGCCAUGGCCCAACAGCAACCAUACAACCCAUGGUCUCUUCCGGACAGCUUCACCAUCUAUAACUUUGCUCCGGAAGAGAUCCGCAGUUUCCUGCAUCCUCACUGGCAUAACCAGAAAGCCCCCCACCCCAUGAUGUACUACUUUUUCGGGCUCUUGUACACGGUUAUUGGUGUUGUGGCCAUCAGUGGCAACUGGAUGGUGUUGAGAAUUUUGGGAAGCUUCCCGUCGCUCAGAACACCGGCAAAUAUGCUUGUGAUGAACUUGGCCGUUUCGGACUUUUUGCUGAUGAUAACACUCAUCCCGGAGUGUGUCUACAACUUCUUUACAGGAGGCCCUUGGCAAUUCGGCGAUCUCGGCUGCCAGAUUCACGCUUUCUGCGGUGCUCUUUGCGGUUACAGCCAGAUUACGACUUUGGUAUUCAUCUCAUACGACCGAUACAACGUCAUCGUUAAGGGAUUCAACGCAGCUCCAUUGACCUUCUCCAAGGCGAUCAUGUUCAUCACUUUCGGUUGGGUCUGGGCUUUAGGUUGGUCCGUUUCACCACUUGUAGGCUGGGGAUACUACGCCAUGGACGGAAUGCUCGGAACAUGCUCCUUUGACGGAGUAACUCCCGACAUGAACAACAAGACCCACAUUCUUUCGUGUUUCACCGUCAUGUUUGUCAUUCCCGUCAUGAUCAUCAUCUGCUGCUACUAUUUCAUUGUUCGUGCCGUUUUCCACCACGAAGAUGAAUUACGUCAACAAGCCAAAAAGAUGAAUGUCACUUCGCUGAGAAGUAACAGCGACCAGCAGGCCGUCUCAGCCGAAAUCCGUAUCGCUAAAGUGGCCAUUAUCAACGUCACUUUGUGGAUCAUGGCCUGGAGUCCGUUUGCCGUUGUUUGCAUGCUGGGCACUUGGGGAGACGUUUCUAGGAUAACUCCGCUAGUAUGCGAACUACCCGUCAUUUUGUCCAAAACCUCGUGCGCUUACAAUCCUAUCAUCUACGCUCUUUCGCAUCCUAAAUAUCGAGAGUGUUUGAAAGAGCUUUAUCCAUGGCUCUGCAUUGUGGUCGAAACGAAAAAGCCCAGCAAACAUGGCGGUGACAACCAAUCGACUGGCUCUACGAAAACGGAAGCUUCCGCAACAACUCAAGCCUGAUCAUUUCGAUACUCUUCUCUUUGAAAAUUGUCUAUUGUUGGGUUGGGACCGGCGCACCUGGAACAAGAAAAAACCACUACACUGAACACUGAAGAAAGAACUUUAGACAAAUUAUUGUCGCUUACAUAAAAUAGAACUUUUAUCGUAAACCUCAGUUCUAAUUUAAAAUCUGUUCUCUCGUACAUAGGGCAUAGAAUAUAAUCCCACAAAUAUUGCAACUAUUACGUCAUAAUCUGUUAGUUGUCUACGCUAACUUCAAAGCUUACUAUGAAAAUGUCGUUGGCGUGUUAAUAGCGAUACAAUGAGAUAUGAAAUAUACGAAACCCAGCAUGUCGUUAAAAA
Messenger RNA from Daphnia magna, 1506 nucleotides. Its product is annotated as compound eye opsin BCRH2. NCBI's taxonomy places the organism in Eukaryota, Metazoa, Arthropoda, Branchiopoda, Diplostraca, Daphniidae. The record is from RefSeq and is a predicted model, not a curated record. The coding region runs from base 1 to 1164 and encodes 387 amino acids. Gene Ontology annotation, molecular function: G protein-coupled receptor activity. The transcript is spliced from 6 exons. Gene Ontology annotation, cellular component: membrane. Gene Ontology annotation, biological process: G protein-coupled receptor signaling pathway; visual perception.